This is a messenger RNA of Saprolegnia parasitica CBS 223.65, 2190 nucleotides long. RefSeq lists its product as hypothetical. NCBI's taxonomy places the organism in Eukaryota, Oomycota, Saprolegniomycetes, Saprolegniales, Saprolegniaceae. The record is from RefSeq and is a predicted model, not a curated record. Gene Ontology annotation, cellular component: membrane; cytoplasm. Gene Ontology annotation, molecular function: metalloendopeptidase activity. Gene Ontology annotation, biological process: cell adhesion; proteolysis. The transcript has 3 exons. Bases 14 to 2131 code for a protein of 705 amino acids.
GCCUUUCGCCAGUAUGAGGUCGCCGCCAGACGCUCUGGUCCUUCUUCUACUGCUGCAGCUGCUGAGUAGUAGCGUGCGCGGCUGCAUCCACCACCAAGUGCUCGAGACCACGACAAGCGUCACGGCGCCGCAGACGUACGGUCGACUCCGAGGCCACCGCAUGCUGCAGGACGCACCGCCGAAUUCUCUCUACAAGCCGCUCCGGCUGCAAACGCAUUUUGACAAUGCGACGAUCUCGCAGCUCUCGUCGGCGAGCCAAGUGUUUUUGACGCAAUUCCUCGUGCCCGCGGCGGUGUCGUUCUGGUCGCAAGCCCUCCACGUCGUGCCGGUCGUCGAUGGCCUCGCUGCCACACGCACGUGCACGGGCACCUCGGGUGCUGGCUGCACCUCGGUGCAAGCCAACCAGCUCUGCGUCGACAUGCCGAUUCCGGAGGCCCACUUUGCACCGACGCCACUCUGCAACGCCAGUGGCGUCUGCUCCACGAUUCUCGGCGAGACGAACACGCCGAUUCCCAACACGGACAUGCUGCUGUACGUGCGCGCGGCGACGACGACCAGCUGCGUCAGCAACGUGCUCGCGUACGCCGCGUCGUGCCAGCGCGACCAACUGGACCGGCCGAUCUUUGGCAUGAUCAACUUUUGCCCGAAUUUCAUCAACCCGUCCCAGCGCGCCGGCCCGAUCUUCAACCAGCAGCUCACGACCGCGAUGCACGAGAUGGCCCACGCCCUCGGCUUCUCAGCGUCGUCGUACCCGCUCAUGAGGCUUCCCGACGGCACGCCACGCACGCCGCGCGCCACCGGUGGUCGCACGGGCCCGACGGUGCCGAUGCCGGGUGUCUGCAACGGCGCGACGACGAGGACGACCAGCAGCGUCUUUCCGAGCAACUCGACGAUCGUCUACCGAACGCUGCGCGGGCGGUCGGUGGCGACGAUGGUGACACCGGCCGUCGCCCGGUUUGCCCAGCAUUUCUUCAACUGCUCGACCGUGCCCGGCGCCGACCUCGAGAACAACGACCCCGCCUGCCUCGGCUCGCACUGGGAGGAGCGGCUCUUCUCGCUCGAGAGCAUGUCGCCGGUCCUCAACUACAAUGGAAAUGCGUUCACGGCGCUGACGCUGGCCUUCUUUGAAGACACGGGGUGGUACCAGCCCAACUACACGCUCGCGACGCCCUUGUACACGGGCAUGAACCAAGGCUGCGGCUACACCACGGCGCCGUGUCUUGCCAACGGCGCGACCGUCGACAGCGACGUGUUUUGCUCGAGCAUGACGGAGGCGUGUGCGCCGGCGCUGCUCGCACGCUCCAACUGCGCGCGGGCCAACUACACGAGCGCACUGCCGUCGAUCUACCGGUACUUUCCAACCAUCACGGACGGCGGCACCAACAUGUACGCCGACUAUUGUCCGCUCAACGCGGGGUACACCAACGGCGACUGCAGCUUUGCCUCGAACCUGCUCAAGCUGCCGUGGAGCACGAUUCCCGCGCUCGGCGAGGUCUAUGGCACGGCGAGCCGGUGCGCCCUCACGACGCUGCGGCAGAGCGACAUGAAGGGCGCGACUGUCCAUGGCCGGUUCGCAGGCUGCUACGCCAUGCGCUGCAAUGCGUCGACGACACCACCGACGGUUCUCAUCACGGUGGCGCAGACAGCGUCCGUUUCGGUCGUUGUGACGUGUGCCGAGAAAGGCCAGGCCGUCGCCGUGCCGGGGUUCACCGGCGCGAUCUCGUGUCCAGACCCGUUUGUCGUUUGCAACCUCGGUAGCUGCACACCGGGCUGCGACGACACGGCCAUGUGCAUCAACGGGCGCUGCGUGUCGGCGACGACGAUAACGCCGGUGUCGUCGACGCCGCCAGCGACAACGACGUGCGUGCCGGCGUCGACAUCGAUGCCGGUAGGCGGCCCUGUGCCAGCAAGCGAUCCGACGUCGGACUUUACGCCGACGCCCGUGACGACAUUGACGAGCGGCAGCAGCUCGGACAACCCGACGUUGCCCAUUACGCUCGACCCGCCGACGACGAAUGGGACGACAUCACCACCGGGCGACACACUACAGACGGGUGGCGCACCUCGCACAUCAGCACCUCGACUGCUUGGGCUUCUGUCCGUACUUGGCGCCAUCCACUACGGCCUGUAGGUUACAUGAAUCGAGUUGCCCCCAUUUUUGAAUAUAUUGCCAAUUCUGAUCUUUCCAAC